Molecule: messenger RNA, 732 nt
Organism: Papaver somniferum (opium poppy)
Lineage: Eukaryota; Viridiplantae; Streptophyta; Magnoliopsida; Ranunculales; Papaveraceae
Exons: 1
Coding region: 1-732 (243 amino acids)
Source: RefSeq, a predicted model, not a curated record
AUGCUAGAGAAAACUGCAGCUUCCAAUAACUUGCCUUGGCUAGUAAUUGGGGACUUCAAUUUUAUUCUCCAUGAUACUAAAAAAUUUAGCACACGUCCUAUAGAUGCUAAUGAAGCUUCCAUUUUUAAUGAAAAUAUCCUUAAUCUAGAUCGCAUUGAUCUUGGCUUUACCGGCUGCCCUUUUACUUGGUCAAACAAAGGAAAAGGCCAUGCUCUUACUGAACAAAGAUUGGAUAGAGGUCUAGCCAAUGAUGAUUGGCUUUCCAUCUAUCCAAACACCACUAUCACUAAUAUGCUAGCCAUUGGGUCUGAUCAUCAACCCAUCUUACUAAACUCAAACCCUCACUGGAAGAAUGGUAAGAUUCCAUUCAAAUUUUUUGGUCCCUGGUUAGAUCAUGAUGAUUGCAGGAAAAUUAUUCCUGAUUGUUGGAAAAAGAUUACUCCUGGUUCAAGUGCCUUCUCUAUUGCUAGAAAACUUAAAGACAUAAAGCUACAAAUCAGAGUCUGGAACAAGGAAGUUUAUGGCAACAUCAAAACCAAUAUCGAUGAAUGCAAGCAAUACUUAAAUUGGAUACAUAUUCACUACUUCAGAGAAGACAUAGGACAGGCCCUAGCUGAUGCAAGAAAACAGCUCAAAAAUUGGCAAGACAUAGAAGAAAAAUUCUGGAAAACUAAGAGAUCAACUUAUCAAGUUGGGAGAUCAGAACACAAGUUACUUUCCCAGAGCCACUAA